Mus caroli (Ryukyu mouse) is the source of this 1003-nucleotide messenger RNA. It is a transcript of the gene Nms, whose product is annotated as neuromedin S. The record is from RefSeq and is a predicted model, not a curated record. Lineage: Eukaryota; Metazoa; Chordata; Mammalia; Rodentia; Muridae.
AAUAAAGGCUCCUACUGCCCUGGGCUGGAUAGAUGCAGGGCAGAGGGUCAUCUCUGUCUCUGGACCCUCGGGAAAUGCUCAUCACCUCUCUGAACAGCACACAUCUGUGGUCUGCAAAGAGAAUCCAGAGCUUGAAGAUGAAACACCCGCUCCCCCACCAUUCUCCAAUCCUGUUCAUCUACUGCUUCUGUAUGCUACAGAUUCCCUCCUCAGGAGCUUCCCCACCUUUAGCUGAUUCUCCCGACGGCUUGGAUAUUGUGGAUCCUGAGCGACUGGCAUACUUUCUGAAGCAGAGGGAAAUACAUUCUAACCAACCUAAGGAAAACCAGGAUGUAUACAAAAGGUUUUUAUUUCACUACUCCAGAACUCGGAAACCAACACAUCCAGUUAGCACUGAGUUUGCUCCCGUCCAUCCAUUGAUGCGUCUGGCUGCCAAGCUCGCCAGCAGAAGGAUGAAAAGACUGCCGCGAUUGCUGCGCCUCGAUUCCAGGACAGCUACUGUGGACUUCCCUAAGAAGGAUCCUACUACCAGCUUGGGGAGGCCAUUUUUCCUUUUCAGGCCUAGGAAUGGAAGAUACACCGACAACAACUUCCAGUAGACAGCAAGAGUCCCAUGUCACCAGACGGUGUGCGCCUUUGGAGCAAAUGCCAAGAGUUACUUCAUGUUUAUAUUUAGCCAUAUUUCUGCUGUCCCAUGCUCUCCAAAAUGCUUAGUUGUAUAAAAAAAAAAUGAAGUGACGCUGAUGUAUCAUCUUUAUUUUUGCUGGAAGACUGUGGGAAUGGGUACAUUCCACGAAUAGAUUUCUAAGAAUUUACUGAUUUGGGCAUGGAACAAUUGAACUAACUUGUUGAUGGCUGACACACAGGUAGAGGAUAAACUAAGAUCCUGAUAUCAGAUGCUAACUCUGUUUGCUUUCUAGUUGGGUGGCUGUGAUAUAUUAAAAGUCAGUUUCCAUGUCUGUAGUAAAUACCUGUUGUGUAUUAAUUAAAAGCAUAGAAGAUU